Molecule: messenger RNA, 6653 nt
Organism: Lates calcarifer (barramundi perch)
Lineage: Eukaryota; Metazoa; Chordata; Actinopteri; Centropomidae
Gene: mbnl2
Product: muscleblind-like splicing regulator 2
Exons: 10
Coding region: 1697-2866 (389 amino acids)
Molecular function (GO): metal ion binding
Source: RefSeq, a predicted model, not a curated record
AGAAAGCGCGUGAAGCUGAAAACGAGGGAAGAAAAUAUAGACAGAGUGGGAUAAAUGCAAAAGAGCAAUGGGAGCUUGCAGCCACGCAGUAACUAUUCUUAUUGCAGUUUCCAGCGCUGUAAUGGACUUUCUCUUUCGACUCCUCAGGGGAGAGGCAUUAUCACAGCAGUUGACUUGCUCCCUCCUCAGUGCGAAUGUCAGGAGCUCUGUUUUUUGCCACAUGGGCAACGUAUUUUUCACUCUCUAGAGAAAAACUUGUCGUGUUGUGUGGCAGCUGCCCCGUCACUGCUUGCUUUGUGUGGCUCUCACAAACUUUUUCCUUGUAACUCUUAGGGUGCAAAUUUUCCAAAUAACAAGGGCUAGCUAGAGGCAAAGGUUGUUUGUACUGAGCAGGAUCUGAUGUUUCAACACUCUUUAUGUAGAUGGACAUAAAUAGCCGAUGGACUGAAUGAGCUGGAACUUCACAGUUCUAAUAAGGCCCACAUCAUAAUUAACCUUUCGAGUUAGAUUGGGCAUGGUUGACGUGUCCCUAGCUUUCCGCUGCCUAUCUAGAUUUAGCUUUGUGUUAGUUGCUCGUGUUGGCGCGCUCAAGCAGUGAACAUUGUCGGCCGCAUGGAAAAGGCCACGGGUGGUGUCAUACGUCUGGCCAUGGAUCAAGGGGAAGUGGGUGUUUUCUAAAAUGGAACAUCAGCUCAGCCCUUCCUGUUGAGAAAAGAAUAGGAUAAGUCUCAGACAAGCACCAAGUCCUUACCACAAGACCCUGUCCGCCAGAUAUCCCCUUCUCCGAAAUUGACUCUCAUGCAAAUUGUACCUCGAGAUGGUAUUAAAAGGAUUUAGUGGUUAGUAGGUUUUUCAGACAUCUUCUGCAUGAAAGAAGGAGACUGAUUGCUCUGUGACACAAGGAAACAGAGCCUGGUUCAGCCAUGAGGGUAAACAGGAGGGCUAAUCUCUGAGGGAAAAACAUAGGAUCGCUGACAGAAAGUGCCUUGUGAGACAACAUCCCUACUUGAAGAUCCCAGGGCGUUUCUAAAGAGCUCCAGAUUUCUCCCUCUGCAGUCGUGACAGGAUAUAGCUCAGAAGCAAACACCCCUGACCUCUCGGGUCAUCCUUACCUGUGCGGGAAGUGAAGAGGUGGAGCUACUGCACUGCUGGCCAAGGUGCAAAAGCUCAGAGAGAGUAGGUACUGAAGACAUUUAAACACUAGAAAGCCACAAACUUUAUUAAAACUGUCCUAAACUGUGCCAUUGCACCUCAAAAUAGCACCACUUUUGCUCCCAAUCAUCCACCCCUCUACACAGAUAUCAUCAUUCACACUAAGGACAUUUUGGGGACAUUGGUACAACCAGUAGAGCUUGUCUUCGAGCAUGCCCCCUCUGCCCUGUCAGAGGUCUGCACCUGAGACUUACUGAUUGAUGAACAAUUAGCUGUUUGACUGACAAACUCUGCAACAGCAGUGCAGUCCCAUGCUCCAGUCACAGAGACUUUGCCAGUCCAUUACCUCCACUUUCCUGUCCGCAAGGACAAACGUCAUCCACUGACCUGAAGCAGAUCAUUUAUAGCUACAUGUUCCAUUAGUUUUAGUUGUUGUGUGUUUUGUUUUUUUUAUUGGAACACUGAAACAUCUCCUCAGAGGAUAAACUCCUCCUUACACCAAGUGGCUCCACUCCACCCCAGCUCCACAGCCAGCUCUGCUGACAUGGCUCUAAACAUUGCCUCGAUACGGGACACAAAAUGGCUGACCCUGGAAGUGUGCCGGCAGUUUCAGAGAGGGACUUGUUCACGCAGUGAUGAGGAAUGCAAAUUUGCCCACCCACCCAAAAGUUGCCAGGUGGAGAACGGAAGGGUGAUCGCCUGUUUUGACUCGUUAAAGGGCCGUUGCACGCGAGAGAACUGCAAAUACCUCCACCCACCCGCUCACCUGAAGACCCAACUGGAGAUCAACGGGCGAAACAACCUGAUCCAGCAGAAGACAGCGGCGGCCAUGUUGGCUCAGCAGAUGCAGUUCAUGAUCCCCGGCACCACCAUGCAACCUGUGCAGACGUUUCCAGUCAGCCAGGGCCUGGGCUCCAGCGCAGGUCUGAGCUACACACCCUACCUGACUCCCAUGUCCCACAGCAUGGGCCUGGUGCCCACCGACAUCCUGCCCAGCACCCCCGUUAUCGUCCCCGGCAGCCCGCCUGUCUCCGUGACCGCCGGCUCUUCCUCCAGCCAGAAACUGCUGCGUACCGACAAGCUGGAGGUGUGCCGCGAGUUCCAGCGGGGCAACUGCGCUCGGGGCGAGACCGACUGCCGCUUCGCGCACCCGAGCGACAGCCCCAUGAUCGACACCAGCGACAACACGGUCACCGUCUGCAUGGACUACAUCAAGAGCCGCUGCUCCCGCGAGAAGUGCAAGUACUUCCACCCCCCGGCCCACCUGCAGGCCAAGAUUAAGGCCGCCCAACACCAGGCCAACCAGACAGCUGUGGCUGCGCAAGCCGCUGCCACAGCUGCAGCCAUGACUCAGUCGACUGCCAAAGCAAUGAAGCGACCCCUCGAGGCAACUGUAGACCUGGCGUUCCCCCACGGCGUCCUCCAGCCCCUACCAAAGAGACCAGCACUUGAGAAGAGCAACGGAGCGAGCUCCCUGUUCAACCCCAGUGUUUUGCACUACCAGCAGGCGCUGGCCAACGCACAGCUCCAGCAGCCCGCUUUCUUUCCCACAGGGUCAGUCUUGUGCAUGACUCCUGCUAGCAGUCUUGAUCAUCCUGAAGUAAGUGUCAGGAAGGGAACGGAGUGUCACGAAGCUGCACUAGGAAACCCAAAACAGCCCCUGUGUAAAUACUACCUUACCUCUCCCAUAGAGGUCCAGCAACCUGCAUGCUAAGAGUGUAACACUUCAAUUUAACCGUAAGAACUGCAGUGCCGGUGUAACACACACACAAAAAAGAUAUAUCCUGUAUGUAUUGCUAGAAAAAAACUAUUAACAUGAAAAAGUCAAAAAUAUUCUUAUGUAUAGUACUACAUACAUAGCAGACACACUAUAGAGGUCAUUUUAACAACUGUUCUCCCAAAGUACCGUGGAUCUCCCCUCUUUCAUAUUUAUUCUAAAAACCUCUGCACAACGUUCAUCCCUUUGGUUCGUAAAAAAAGAUGCUUGAUUUGCACUAUAUGAGAAAUAUAGUGCUUAAUGUGGAAGUGGGAAAACAGGAAGAGUCACAGAAAACCCGUGCACAACCACACCAACGCACUCAGCGCUUUCAAGAGGGGUUUCGUCUCGCGGUCUUUUGCUUUUUCUCUCUGCAAAGUUGAAUGUCCUUGGGGCAGACAUGGCUCAUGUUUUCUGAAUGUGACUGCCCCCCACCCCUACUGUGAGGGUUCCUCUGUGACCCUCAUCUGCCCCAGAUGCUAUUAAGAUGCCAUGAUGAAACUUAUCCUCCCCCUCCCACCCCCUCACCUCCCUGCCAACUUUUUCACCUCCGGAAACAUCUUGCCAAAGUUACGGCUUGGAAGAGGUCGAUGGAAUCAACCUGCCGGGAAGCAGGACCACAUUUUAACACCCAGAUAAAUUCUUUCCUUUCUCUUUUGCCAUUGCGAAAACUGCUCAGAACGUACCCUCUAUUUGUCGUGGUGCUGGGUUCAGGUUUUUGUUUAGGAGGAGCGGCGGGAUAGAUUGUGCACGGAUUUUUGCAUGCAGUCGGGACAGGGGAAGACAGUGCCCAGUGUUGACAGAAGAUAGUCGUGGCCAUUACCGUAAAGCCUAAAGGCUCGGGUCUGUGCCAAGGGCUUUACAAAGCUUGAGGGUUCGUUCCAGACAUACCAAGCCUUGUGUGUGUGUGUGUGCAUGUGUGUUUGUAUCUGGAGACUGAUGGUCUGCCGGCAGACUGGGACUUGAAGCAAGGUCUAGCAGGUGACGACAACACCAGGCCUGGUAGGAGAUUUCUUUUGAGGGGUUGGAUGAGGGAUUUAAGUGCUAAGACUAAACAAACAAAAAAAACAAAACAAAACAAACAAACAAAAAAAAAAACGGUGCAUUUGACGACGCUCGUCAAGCAAAAAGAUAACUUGAACUUUGACUGGAGGGCUAUCUGUGACCGUCGGUUGUCCUGUCCAACCCUACUAUCACCGAUAAUCCUGUUCCAUUUUAGAAAACUGUAGAAGUGCCUAAAAAAUGCUCAUCAACAACACAUGCAUCCAGAGUGUAUCACUAAAAGUCACAGACACAACACACUGGCUGUCAGAAGCUACGUGGACUUUUUGGAAAAGACAUCACAUUUUGCGAAUCGUUACCGGAAACAGUUUUCCGGCAACAGUUCAUUAACAUCACAAGUGACUUUAUCGAAACAAAAAGAAGUUAAAGAAACGACAAAUCAAAAAUAGCUUUGUAGAAUGUUUGGUGACUUUCAUGGUGUACCAUUGUUUCCUACCAUGGUUUGAGUAGUUUACAUGAGGAACGUGAGUGAGAAAAAAAAAUGUAUUGUAAACUGUGUAAUGUAUGUAAAGUGUCUCUUAUUUUGAGAGUUUCUAUUCAUGGUUCUAGAAAUGUAUUCAAAGUUAUUUAAAUUUUGUGUUGUCUACUAUCAAGGUAUGUUUGAAUCCCCCCAAAACUCCUCAACCACCUCCACCUCCACCUCCCAGAACAAUCAUUUGUUUUUUUUAGGCAAGAUCAUAAAAGGUUAUUUUAUUAUUUUAGCCCAUCCCUCUUCAGUUUUUGCAUUUUACGACUUUUAACUCAUGAUACUAAAUCUUAUUUUCCAUUUUUUCAAAAUUCUGAUGUAAUUUCAUGGUGCUUGAUUAACAUUGACAAUCCACAAUCAUACCUUUUGGAACAAGAGUGCUUCAUCACUCUGGUUUCACAUUUUGGUUUCACUCACUAUGAUUGUCUUCACAUGCAUUAUGAUUUGUAUGUAAUAUUUGUGGAUGGUGGUAAAAGUUCUAUUUUGUUGUAAUUUAUCUUAUGUUACUCUUGGUCAAAUUUUAGUCAGAAACAAUGUUGUAAACUAUUCUAUUUUGAAAUGAAUGUAAUUUAUUGAGCUGUGCUACAUUCUGCACGGUUGGUCAUUUCAAGGUCUAACCUGUCAGGUCAGCGUAUGAGAAGUCGCACAUGUCUGAGGGGUGGGGUUUCAAAGUCGACCCACCAACAGAAAGCUACUGGAUCUUUCUUGCCUUCUCAUCGAUAAAAAGAUCACGGUGUUGCAGUAAUGAGCAUAGUUAUAGAGUUGCUUGUGUUGUUGGAAAAAAAUGUUUAUUGUAUAGAUGACAUUUUACCAAAAAAAGAGAAGAAAAUUUCAAAAAAGAUGUACUUUUCACACUAGUAUAAUAGUAUUUCAUAACAAUAUUAAGUUGUUGCUGUGGCAACCAAAUGUUGCAAUUACUAAAGUUCGGUAUUUUUGUAAAUGACAUUGUUAAGUUGAUUUUUGUUUCUUUUUGCUAGAACACUGUACACAAGGUAGAUUGUAAAGAAGAUAUGAACAUUUCUUAUUCUUCACUGAGAUUAUGACAAUGACCUAAUAUUUUCAUUAGCAAAUAACAGCCUCUAUAGUGCUGUGACUGUAACACUUCAAUAGAUUUAAAGUCAUCAAUGUUACAUAGAUUAUAUAUAAAUAUAUAUAAGAACUAAAUAAUCUAUAAAUUAAUAAGUUGAGAUGUACAACUCUUCCCCUGACAAAGGACCUUUAGGUUCCACACUGAGACAUUUUAUUCGAGGCGUAUGUAUCACUAGAGUUAAGGAUUGCACUUUUCAUAUUGUUUAAAGAUGUGAUCUGUUUUUCAUUUCCUGCUAGUACAGUAAAUCUGUUUAUCAAUCAAAAGCAGAUACUACCGGUAAAUAACUUUAAUUCAACAUGUUGCAUGGGAAAACAAUAUUUUCUUUUCUUACUAAAUGAUAACGUACUGAAUGUUUCUAGUGAAAAAAAAGUCUGUACACAAAAUGUCCUCAUUUGGUGACCCACGAUGCCCUUGUGUAUGGAAUCCUCUUGAAAUGUAAUGUUUUUUGAAAUGUGUUGGCAAUGAUUGACCGAUGGUAAAAAGAAAAAUGUAAGCACUUUCUGAGCAGUUGGUCAGACUGAGCAGACUCAGCUUAUCCAAACACUUUGCCUUAUCUUGAGUCCAUCGUGCUUAAGGUUUUAUGUUUUUAAGAGCUCUUAUGAAAAUUUAUUAAAGAGACUUGAACGGGUCUCUCUUCUCAAAUCCCUCCUCAGUUUCAUUUCAAAUAUAUAUCUUUAUAUCUAAAUCAUUUUUUAAGGUUUUCACGUGCGCAUCACAAGGCCAAAAGGGGUGACUGCAACGGAGUGAACAGUCACCAAUAUUUACUUCCGGUCUCCCAAAUCUGUAGUGAGAUCUUUUCGUCCCAUUGCCUUACAAUGGAACCGUUCAGAGUGUGUAAUUCACAGCUUUAGCCAGCAGAGGGCACUACACUGGAGACUGCAGGUUGUGAAUUGUGACUGCUUGUGCCAUCGUUUGUUGCAGCAUACCCUACCAACAAAGUAAAAACAUUAAGAUAAAUUGAUAAGAAGACCCUCAUCGAAUUUAUAGUUUCAAUGUAAUCAUUUUUAAAUGUAUUCUUUUUGCAUAUAUUUUGUGCUAUUUUAUGUUUCUAUAGUCAAAUGUUUCUUUGGUUCCAGCAAGAUAGUGUAAAAUCUAUUGAAAGAAAGAAAUAAAGAAAAUCAAAGGAA